Molecule: messenger RNA, 839 nt
Organism: Elaeis guineensis (African oil palm)
Lineage: Eukaryota; Viridiplantae; Streptophyta; Magnoliopsida; Arecales; Arecaceae
Product: outer envelope pore protein 24, chloroplastic
Biological process (GO): regulation of monoatomic ion transmembrane transport
Molecular function (GO): voltage-gated monoatomic cation channel activity
Source: RefSeq, a predicted model, not a curated record
AGAGAGAGGGGGAGGCGAAGAAAGACGCGGGAGAGAUGAUGAAGACGACCCUCAAAGGCAAGUACGAGAGCAUCAAAAACUCCGUUACCGCCUCCCUCACGGUCGAUACCAACCUCGGCGACCUCAAGCUCAAGACCUCCGUCGCAGACGUCGCCGCAGCCUAUGCCUCCUUGCCCUCCUCUCUCUCCUUCACCCUCGAGAAGCCCCGUUCCUUCUCAAUCGACUACACCCCCGAAAAAGACGACGUCAAGUUCAAGUUCAUGAACUCUGUGAAGGUGAUGGAGAAGGCGGUGGAUCUGACGUACACGCACACGCGGGGGGAGAAUCGGACGGAGGUGGAAGGGGCGGUGGCGUUAGACGCGGGGAACAAGAUCGCGGUGAGCAACGUGCUGGGGACGGAGGAGUGGAAGGUGCGGUACACGUACGCGCACGGCGCGCUCCGGCGGACGGUGAUCGAGCCCUCCUACGACGUCAAAGCGAACGCCUGGGACUUCGCCGUGACGAGGAAGUUCGAGCACGGCCAAGCCGUCAAGGCCACCUUCCGGUCCUCCUCCAAGGCCUUCGAUCUCGAGUGGACCGGGGACAUACCCUACAAUACAACCAUUAAGAUUUCUGGAUCUAUCAAUAUGACGGAGAAAAUCGCAGCUCCAAAACUUACAGCUGAGAGUACGUGGAUUUAUGAGAUCUGAUAAUUUAUAGAAUCUGAAAAAUUCUCUGAUAUAAACAGAGAGAUGGUUGUAAUUUUAUAGUUUUUAUUUUCCAGAAGGUUUUAAUUUCUAUCAAAGAAUUUAUUUGUCUUCUGUAAAAUACUGAAAAUUAAUGUAUGGUGUUGAAACUGA